GUCUAAUUUGCAUAUUUUCAGGUAUUGUGUUACAGCUACAGAAGGAGAUACCAGUGUUAGUAUCUGGAAGAUGGGUGACAGUGAUACUGAUCUAAUGCAAGAGGAGAAAACUGUUCAUGCUGUAAACUCUACCAGUCAUCCCACCAAAAUAUCUGUACACUCGGAGGAUGGGACAGACAUGGGCAUUGCCUUUGGCUCCUCUCUUAACAACAUAACUGUUCUAGAUGCAGGGAGAUUUGAAAAGAUCAGAGAUUGUUCAGAGACAGUUCAGAAAGAUCAGGUAUCUGGCAUAAUUCAUCAAACAUCUGGAAUCCUAAAUUGCUGCACUACGAAAGGUGAUAUCUACAAGUGUGACCUCAGAUGUGAAAAAGUCAAUGUCACCUGCUGUCACAGUGUGGAAAGAGCACAGCAAGGCUAUUGGACAAUAUCAAAACUGAAUGACCAAUCAGAUUCAAUGUUCUUAGCAUCAACACUAGGUGAUAUAGUUGUAAUAGAUUCAAGGUUCAUGGAAAAAUGUGUAAAGAAGACAAAUAUCAGGAAUGGUCAAAAGGGAAAUGCAAACUAUUUCUGUUUCCAGGGAAGUCCAGACAGCAGCAGAAUUUCUGUAUCAGGUUUAGAUGGAAUGGUGUACAUUUACAAUAGCCUUGAGAAAACCAAUGAUGAGAUUUUAGAACCAGUCUUUGUUCAUGAAGGUCAUGUGAGGAACUGUGAGAGCCAGUCAGAAUCUGUGACUGUUGUUCAGCAUAUGUGGUAUCCAUGGCAACAAGAUUUGAUUAUUUCUACAGCAACUGAUAGUUCAUUGCAUGCAUGGCAGUACAAUCCUAGCUGAAUUGUUUUUUUUGUGACAAUCUCUUGAUUAUUUCGAAUCUCUAGUUGUAGCAUAAAGAGAUGUGGAGUACAUGAUACCACUCCAGGAUUUUGAUGGUUGUCAUAGCAACAGUGUCAGUGCAUGGUAUUAAAAAGCUAGAUCUCCAUGUUUGUUAUUUAGUGCAGGGUCCUAUUAACAAAUAUGCAAAAUCAUUUUAAUACCUUAUUAAGGAUGUAGUACACUCUAUAAAGUUUGAAAGUACUUGUGUCCUGAUGGAAGCAGAUCUAGAGAAUUUAUAACAACAUUUAAAACAAACUUAAAUUAAUGUGUUUGUGUAUUAAUUCUUUUGAUGAGUUAUAGUAACGUAUGUCCAGCUUGGUGCUAAAUUGUUAGAUGUUUGCUGAAUUAAUGAAUAAAUUACCAGAAGAAUGCUACAAAACAUGAUUGUAUUAAAAUGAUGUCAAACACAUUGUUAUGUUUUGUGUCAGUAACAUAAUUAGGUAAAAUUAAUAACUCUCAAUCUUUUUUAUUAGCUCACCUGAGCCAAAGGCUCAUGGUUAGCUUUUGUGACCGCUCAAUGUCCGUCCGUCGUGCGUCAUCAGUUGUGCGUCCAUCAACAUUUUCUAAAAAAAUCUUCUUGAAAACCACUGGGAAGAAUUACACCAAACUUCACAGGAAUGAUCCUUGGGUGGUCCCCUUUCAAAGUCAUUCAAAGAAUUUAAUUCCAUGCAGAACUCUGGUUGUCAUGGCAACCGAAAGAAAGAACUUAAAAAAUCUUCUUGUCCAAAACCGCAAGACCUAGAGCCUUGAUAUUUGGCAUGUGAGAUCAUCUCAUGGUCCUCUAUCAAGAUUUUUCAAAUUGUACCCUUGGGGUGAAAAGAGGCCCCAGCCCAGGGGUCACAAGUUUUACAUAGACUUAUAUAGUAAAAAACUUUAAAAAUCUUCUUAUCUAAAACCACAUGACCUAGGCCUUUGAUAUUUUGUAUGUAGCAUUGCCUUGUGGUCCUCUACCAAAAUUGUUCAAAUUAUGCCCCUGGGGUGAAAAUAGGUCCUGCCCGGGGGUGUCUCAUGUUUUACAUAGACUUAUAAUUAUUAUAGGAAAAAAACAACUUUAAAAGUCUUUUUGCCUGAAACUGCAAGGCCUAGGCUUUUGAUAUUAAGUAUGUUGCCUUUCCUAGUGUUUCUCUACCAAAAUUGUUGAAAUUAUGUCCCUAGGGUGAAAAGAGGCCCUGCCCUGGGGGUACCAAGUUUAACAUAGACUUAUAUAGGAAAAAAUUAAAGAUCUUCUUGUCUAAAAGUUCAAGGCCUAGGCAUUUGAUAUUUGGUAUGUAACAUGCCUGGUAGAUCUCUAACAAGUUUGUUCAAAUUAUGCCCCUGGGGUGAAAAGAGGCCCUGCCCUGGGGGUCACUUGGUAUGAUUAUGAGUUAUAUAGGAAAAAAAUACUUAAAAAAUUAUCAGGUCAUAUUUCCUAGACUGUUUAAUUAUAAUUACCUGAUGACCCAAGUGAUUAGGGAUCACUUGACUGUGACCUUGACCUACUGACCUUCUUUCUUGUUUUUUAAGAUACAGCCUUGAAAUUUGGAUGACAUGGACAGUUUUGCACACCAGUGUUAAAACUGUCUUUCAGUGACCAUGAAUGUGACCUACUGACCUACUUUCUAAUAUUUUAGAGUCAGUUUUCCAUUUGAAACAUGUGGCUCAUAUUACUCAGGUGAGCGAUUCAGGGUCAUCAUGACCAUCUUGUUUGAAUUGAUAUUAAACAUCCAUUAUUUGCUGAAAUGAACAGUUUUCAUGCAUCUUGUUCUUGAAUAUUGACCAAAAUGUUGCAGAUUGUAGAUACUGUUAUUGAAAUAUCAUGUGGAAUUUAAGAGAAUUGUUGAUAACAGAAUUUGUUAGUAAGUUAAGCAGGUGCAAGGUAAAUAAUACAUGCAAAUUGGGCAGUUUGAUUUAAAAUAUUUUUACUUGUCCUUAGCCAUUGAUAUCUUGGUAUUAGUGUACUAAUUACUAUACUAAAACUGUCCAUAUUUCAGUAAAAAUAGUGCUGUCAUAAACUAAAUUAACAAAAUGUACCAGGUCACCUAUUAUUAUCUAACUUCAAAAUUCAAAGGCUAUGACAUAGACCUAUUUAUUAAUAAGUGACACAGAUCUAACUUUUUAACUGUAUUUCAAAAUGGUUUAUGACAACAAUUAUUGCAAGCACCCAUAAUUUUUUCUUGAGAACAGUCACAUGAUAAGUUCUGCUGUAAAUGUUUAAAGGGCAAGGAAUGACUGAAAUAAAUUCAAUUAAUAUGAAAGCCAUCCUCAAGCAUUUCAUAACGCUGAAAUUUUUAAAUCCGACCACUAUUGAAAAAGAUAUGACAGUUUAAUGGAGGUGUUUAUGACAUCAUUUACACACUGCUGAAUUUUAUGUUUGGCAAGUUUAGCCUUUAAAAUAGAUUAACUUCAAAUGUUUCCUGAGUGUAAGAUGUAAAACAUGGUAAAUUCUUUUUAUUAUAGCUAGAAAAAGAGAGAUCAUUUUAUAGAAAUAAGUAAAUAUAAUUCAAAUAUAUACAUGGAAAUUUAAUAAAUCACCCAUGUUGUUUAACAUUACCUUGGAAACAAAAUGGCCACUAUUUUGAUCAAAUAUUGAAAUGUUUAUAACUUCUUAUUUUUAAUCCGAUUUUGAAAACUCUUUCACUUCGUUUAAUAAAUAUAGAAAUUCUAACAGAUGGGAUUAACAUGCGAAUAACGUUGUCUUUCUCUUUAAAGCUUUGAUAUUUUCUUUAAUUAUUUUUAAUACUCGAAACAACAAAGAAACACUGUGCUAUAUGCUCCACAUUAAAUUUAUUCAACACAUUAAAUAAUAUGUAUAUGUAACAAUAUAGAUCAAAUGACUCAUUGAGAUGUAUUUUAAACAACAUAUAAAUACAGCAGUAUCUAAGAUUGGGUUUUGUUGGCAACUCGAAAAAAGAAGGUAGAAUUGUUCAACCGAAAGGAGACCAGACACGUCAAAGCAAUACAACAAAACUAUAGGGCUAUAAUUAACAGUGCAAUACCAAAAAUACUUUGAACUGACACUAACACCACUGAACGAUACGGUAGAACUGAAGUACACCAGAACCGAUGGCUGUGCAUUGCAAUGGUGGAGCCAGUGGUGUCACAUGACAGGGACCAACCGCCUGCAGGUAGCUGUAAACAGCCGGCAACUACCAUGCGGACCACUGCGUGAAGGUUAGCACAUAGUUGCAUGCAAAGGGUUACUGUUUAACAGUGAAGCACCGAGUAACAUGGCAGAUGUACACAAGUACACCAAAAGAGGAUGGCUGUGCAUUGCAACAACGAAGCCAGUGGUGUCGCACGACAGGGACCAACCGCCCAUAGGUAGCUGCAAAUGGCCGGCAACUAUCAUGCGGACCACUGCAUGAUGGUAAGCACAUAGUUGCAUGCAAAUGGUUGAGAACGCAAUACAUAUUAUAGCAAUACAGCAAUGCCAACUAGAUUUCGCCUAACACUAGGGCAAAACCUAUUCAACCCAAGCCACCUAGCCACGAACUUGAUUUGAAAGCAAUACGCCAAAGUACGGUGCUUAGGAUGGGAUAUGGCAUUUAGCCAUGCUUUAUAGCAAUAAUUUGAUGCGCCUGAUCGCCUUUUGGUAUGCACAAAUAGAAUUUUCCGUGACAGGAGCAACAUUUAAAAGAAAGGAAAAUAAAUAAACAUGAUUGAAUUCAUUGUUUUAGAUCCUGAUAGAAACAUCAUCCUUGAAACGAUUAAAGACACGUAUCUUCAAACUUUAAAUCAAAAAAAGCACAAAACGCAAACUUGUACAAUGAAUAUAAAACUGUUCAUCUGUUUAUAAUCCAUAGUUUUAAACAAUAUAUGAUCAAAAAUAGCAGAAACAGCAAUGAUGCAAUAAUAACUACGGGGUGUGGCGGGUGGGAAAGUUUGUGUUGGCUGUCAAUUUUAAAUGAGUUAACUGAGCAGAUAGCACGAGAUUUUCACUUUUGUACGGCUAUACGAUGUACAUGUCGCAUAACUGGUACCGGAUUUAACGGGCCAAACAUGUCGAAAAGUGGAACAAGUAGAAAUUGCCUAGUAACGAGAACGACGCCGUUGUUUCUCGAAAAUAAAUUAUUUUCAGUUGAAAAUAAUUUUCAAUAUAUAAAAAUAACACAUAUUUUGAAGCUACAUGAAACAGAAAAAAGGAAAUUAUUUAAAGGUCCAAUACUAAGGAAAGUGAACGUUUUAAUUUCUCUUAAAAAGCAGAGAAACUGUUUCAUUUUAUUGGAAAAUGAAAGUUGGUAUGUAGAAAUUCGAAAUAAAUUGCAGUAUAUGUACAAUUAUUUUUCUAUGAAGUAUGAAGAAAGUUAAAAAGACCUGGGGGGUCAUUCUGUCGAUUCAUUGAAAUUUCAACAUAAUACACAUACAUUUCUUUUAGUUCCAAAGACCUUCUGUAAAUUUUGACCUGCCAAUCUUCAUUAUUUAGUGUCUUGCAGAAGUCUAUGCACUGACUAUGAAAAAAAUUGCCAACUCACUUUCCCUUAGUAAUGGACCUUUAAUAUUUUUAAAGAAAUUAUUAUGAAUAAGGCAAAAUAUAUUGAAUUAUAUUUCAACCAUCUCUGUUGCCAAGGUUAUACCUAAAACUUUGAGAUAUGUUAAGUGUUUAAUAUUCUGUUCAUAAUGCUGAUAUUCCAUUUAAGUAAUAAAGAAAUGCCUCUGAAA
Molecule: messenger RNA, 5506 nt
Organism: Mercenaria mercenaria
Lineage: Eukaryota; Metazoa; Mollusca; Bivalvia; Venerida; Veneridae
Product: WD repeat-containing protein 73-like
Exons: 4
Coding region: 71-829 (252 amino acids)
Biological process (GO): cytoplasmic microtubule organization
Cellular component (GO): spindle pole; cytosol
Molecular function (GO): protein binding
Source: RefSeq, a predicted model, not a curated record